UGCAGUACUAGUUGGGGGGUGGAGCAGUAGUAGCUGUCACCCAGCUUUCUGAGGGAGCGGCAUGGCGAUACUACAGCGAGCGCUGCGCCUGAGCUGGAGGACGAGCACCACAUGUGGCCUCAGCCUCUCCGCGUCGUGUGCCGCCAUCCAGAAGCUGACCCGCGUGCGGGUGGUUGAUAACAGCGCCCUGGGGAACACCCCCUACCACAAGCCGCCACGCUGUAUCCACGUGUAUAAUAAGUCGGGGGUGGGGAAGCUCGGGGACACCAUCCUCUUGGCCAUUAAGGGUCAGAAGAAGAAGGCUCUCAUCGUGGGCCACAAGAUGCCCGGUGCCUGCAUGACCCCGCGAUUUGACUCCAAUAACGUGGUUCUGAUAGAGGACAAUGGGAACCCGGUGGGCACCCGAAUAAAGACCCCCAUACCGUCCGCCCUGAGGCGGGAGGAGGGCAGGUACUCCAAGGUGCUGGCCAUAGCGCAGAGCAUACUGUGACGAUGGCGGCUGCAUCUUGUGGGGUGCAGAUAUGGACCCCGAUGUAAUUCACCCACACCGGCCCUGGGGCCCCCACCUCGUGAAGGUCUCUGCAGGGGAUCCUCAUCCUCCGGAAACGGGGAAUCCAGGACUUCAUUAAAUGGCAGCAGAUAUUUCUAGA
Bufo bufo (common toad) is the source of this 650-nucleotide messenger RNA. RefSeq names its product mitochondrial ribosomal protein L14 (gene MRPL14). The record is from RefSeq and is a predicted model, not a curated record. The coding region runs from base 62 to 490 and encodes 142 amino acids. Gene Ontology annotation, cellular component: ribosome; mitochondrion. Gene Ontology annotation, biological process: translation. Lineage: Eukaryota; Metazoa; Chordata; Amphibia; Anura; Bufonidae. Gene Ontology annotation, molecular function: structural constituent of ribosome. The transcript is spliced from 3 exons.